Aspergillus heteromorphus CBS 117.55 is the source of this 2490-nucleotide messenger RNA. RefSeq names its product cell differentiation and development protein Fsr1. Gene Ontology annotation, molecular function: protein binding. The record is from RefSeq and is a predicted model, not a curated record. The coding region runs from base 1 to 2490 and encodes 829 amino acids. The transcript is spliced from 4 exons. NCBI's taxonomy places the organism in Eukaryota, Fungi, Ascomycota, Eurotiomycetes, Eurotiales, Aspergillaceae.
AUGGCUUGGCAGUCUCCCUCGGCCAUGGCUGGGGGUGGAGGGUACGUCGGCGGCGAUGGGUCGCCCAACGGCGGGCAGCCUCAGGGAACGGAAUAUACUUUGCAAGGUGUGAUGCGCUUUCUGCAGACGGAAUGGCACCGGCACGAACGAGACCGCAAUGCCUGGGAGAUCGAGCGCGCGGAGAUGAAGUCCCGUAUCGGCAAGCUGGAGGGCGAUGUGCGUACGAGUAAACGACUACACGAAUCACUGGGGAAGCAUGUCCGACUCCUCGAGGCAGCUCUGAAGAAGGAGCGCGAGAAGGUCAAGAAGCUCACCAACAACGAGAAGGUCGAGGACACGCGGGAUCCGAAGGAGAUUGCCCGUGAGAGUAUCGGCGCUCUGAAAGCCCAACGGCCGAAGUCUCACACGGACCUCAUCGAAGCGGACCAAAAUCAUGACAGCCAGCACGAGUUUCGCCAGGAGAGUGAGCGGGAGAAGUCACGACUGUACCUUUCCAAGUGCUCCCAGGAGGUCGCGUACCAUGUUAUUCCUUCGUCACACCCGCCCCCGGACCUCAGUGAGCAGGAUCUCCCGAGUCACAUGUACGCGAACCAGCAGCUGUCUCAGCAGAGCCUGGAGGAGGCGUAUCUCCAGCAGCAGCGUCAGAAGCAACACCACCAACAACAACAGCAUGCGAAUGACAUGAUGGCCCGAGAGAUGGCACUCCAGAACCACCAGCCCGUUAUCACACACUACGAGAACCCGGCCUUGGCCCGCGCGCCCAACCAGUUCGGGUUCCCGGCUGCGUCGCGAGAAGCGGCAGAGAGACGGCCCCUGGAGCCCCAACAGACUCCGAUAAAUGCCAUCGAUAGCAGAAGACAGGCAUAUGACAAUGCUGCGAUGGACGAGCGAGCAGGCCAGGGGGAGCAGGCGCAUGAUGGGUACGGCGCGCAGUCCGCCAUCAAGCAUACAAAGCAACAGCAGGCGGAAGACCAGGCAGACGAUACGGACGGCUGGAACUUCGACGAGCCGGCUGACUCGGCACCCCAGGCGGAACAGGUCCCGCCGCAUCGCCCGGAUGUGGAUGCCUUCCCGAAUGCCAACUUUGUCGGCUCGAAGUCUCCGUCGAGGGGCGGUUCCAUGUCGCAUCGGAGGAAGAGCUCCGGUGCGAGGAGGAAGAGUGAUGGCGCCGUUGACCUGACAGCGGCAGCCAAGUCAGAUCCCACAUUCAAGGUCCGCUUCGCUCUUCGCGGCCAUUUGGACGUCGUUCGCGCUGUGAUCUUCACCGGUGGGGGGAGCCCGUCCGAGCCGGAGAUCUGCACGUGUAGUGACGAUGGUACGAUCAAACGGUGGAUCAUCCCAGCAACUUAUGGAGUCUUUGGGGCUCAUGGCGCGAAUUCAAGCAGUGAUCUGGACAUCACGAGCUACUUCACUCACCGUGGACACGUUGGAGCCGUCACUGCGCUUGCCGCAUGCCCCCCCUCGCAGAACUUCUCCAACGGGGGUCGUGCGUUAGGGGAUGGGUGGGUGUUCUCCGGCGGUCAAGAUGCCAGCGUGCGCGUCUGGGAACGCGGAAGGGUCGAUCCGAAGGCAACUCUCGAUAGUCACACGGACGCCGUCUGGGGACUCUGUGUUCUUCCCGGAACCACAGGAUCGGUCUUUGGCGAUUCCAACCACUAUGGCGGGCCCGAUCGCAUCCUGCUCGCGUCGGGUAGUGCAGACGGCCGGAUAAUCAUCUGGGCUGUCAGCGCCCCCCCGCAGGUUUCGUCCCCCCAGGCCGGAUCUCGACGAGCUGGAGGCAGUCGGCGGGCCAAUUCGAUCUCCUCGGGGUCCAAUUUCCCAUCCUCACCGCAACCCAGCACGGCAACCACCACGCCGUUUCACUACACCAUGGUCCGCCAGAUCGUUCGGACCGAAUCCCCUUCUCCGACGUGCAUUAGCCCGUUGUCGCUGGCGGGAAUCAACUUUGUCGUCUCGUACACCGACGCUUCGAUCCUUGUGUACGACACGAGGACGGGCGAAGAGAUUGUGGGCAUGGCGAGUCUGGAAACGUAUGAUGGCACCCCUUCCACGGGGGUCAACUCGGUUGUUGCAACCACCGUUGGGUUUGAUGGGACGGCCGGGCUCGAUCCAAGCCGGACAAUGGGCGAGGAGGAAGUGGUCCACGGUGCGACUGGCUCGAGUGGUGUUGAGGGGGUAAUCAUCAGCGGGUAUGAAGACCGUUAUAUUCGCUUCUUCGAUGCCAACAGCGGCCAAUGCACGUACACCAUGCUGGCGCAUCCAUCAGCGAUCGCCUCGCUUUCCCUGUCGCCGGACGGGCGGGAGCUAGUAUCUGCGGGUCACGACGCCAGCUUGCGGUUCUGGAACCUCGAGAAGCGGAGCUGCACUCAAGAAAUCACGAGUCACCGGCUGAUGCGUGGUGAAGGAGUGUGCUCGGCGGUCUGGAGCCGCGAUGGCCGCUGGGUUGUCAGUGGAGGUGGCGACGGGGUGGUCAAGGUCUUCGCCCGAUAG